Molecule: messenger RNA, 750 nt
Organism: Paramecium tetraurelia
Lineage: Eukaryota; Ciliophora; Oligohymenophorea; Peniculida; Parameciidae
Exons: 1
Source: RefSeq, a predicted model, not a curated record
AUGAAAUAAUCCCUUUAAUCAAUACUAGAGACUAAAUCCUAAUAUGAUUUCAUCACUGGAAUCAUGGAUAACGAGCAAGAAGACAUCAAAUCAAAAACCACCUACAAAACUUAAUUUAAAUUUAAUAAAUCCAAACUGCGUCUCUCCAUUACUCCAAAAUCAUAACCAUCCAAAGUCAAAAAAAGACCCAUUUAUUUAAGAUUCAGCAAUCAUUCAUCCCAACAAUAAGAAACCAAUAAUUUUAUUUUCCUCAAAACCCUCUUUAAAGAUAUCCAAUAACCAUAAAUGUCUAAAACCAAUUAUUCAACCUGGUCAACAUCCCAUAAAUAAACUAUCUAAUCUAACUUUAUUCCUCCUAUUAAAAAAAAUUACUUAUUGAUAAAAACACCAGAUAAUAACUAACCUGCAGUUGGAUAUUAUAAUCCUGUGAUACCAAAAAAAGUUAGAGGAUCUGUUAAGUUAUUUUCUUAAAAUAUAUCAUAACAAUCUUAAUCUCUGAAUAUUUUAUUGAACUAAAAUGAAAAGCAGGAAUCCCCAUUGCAAAAAGAGGAAUUCAUAAAAGUACCAGAAACUAAAUUACAAAAUUAUUAUGAUAAUGAAAAGAAGAAACUAAUGUCAAAAUCAACCUUCUAAUUACCUCUAAAAGACUUAAAUGCAAACCCUUUCACCAAACAAUGGUCUGCAUUUUUGGCAUAUAAAAAUAAAUUUAAAUUAUUAAGAGAUCAUAAAUAUGAAGAUUCACUUAAAUGA